This is a messenger RNA of Hordeum vulgare subsp. vulgare (domesticated barley), 3887 nucleotides long. RefSeq names its product filament-like plant protein 4. The transcript is spliced from 6 exons. Bases 405 to 3527 code for a protein of 1040 amino acids. The record is from RefSeq and is a predicted model, not a curated record. NCBI's taxonomy places the organism in Eukaryota, Viridiplantae, Streptophyta, Magnoliopsida, Poales, Poaceae.
GGCGGCAGCAGCUACGAGCUAGGAGCAGCAGCGACUGGCGAGGUCGCCUCGUGCUGCCUGGGGGAGGAGGAGGAGGAGGAGGUGCGAUUCCAGAGGGGCAAAAGGCGCGGGGAGCAAAAAGGGGGCGGCGGCGAGGUCCGGGGUAAAAGGAGGUGGAGGUGGAGGGCGUCCAGCGCAAUCCAGCCCAGCAGCUAAAGCGCCCCCGCCUGAUUGAUUGGAACAAGUGUGCGCUGCAAGCGACCGACGACCGCCACCGACACUCCCCCUCGCCGCCGAUCGGAGCGGCGCGCCGCCAGAUCCAGUCGCCGCCGGAAUUGGGGCGCCCCCGCCACCCCGCCGGAUCCGCUGCAUUCCGCGCAGGGCCUGCCUGAGCCGCCCCUCUCCCCUCCCAUACAUUGUGUGAGAUGGACCGGCGUAGUUGGCCGUGGAAGAAGAAAUCAUCGGACAAAUCCUCAAAUGCAGAUGUCUUGCAGAACUCUAAUCAAGCAGAACAGGAGGAUAAAGUUCCGAAAUUUGUGCAGAUUUCACCAGAAACAUAUGCACAUCUUACUGAUUCUGAAGAACAAGUGAAGGUCUUGGAUGAAAAGGUGAAAACCUUGAAUGAGAAACUGUCUGCAUCACAAUCUGAGAUCACUACCAAAGAUGCCCUAGUGAAACAACAUGCUAAAGUUGCUGAAGAAGCUGUAUCAGGCUGGGAGAAAGCUGAAGCAGAGGCCUCGGCGCUGAAGGUUCAGCUAGAGACUGUUACAUUGUCUAAGCUAGCAGCUGAGGAAAGAGCUGCCCAUCUGGAUGGUGCUCUAAAGGAAUGCAUGAAGCAAGUAAGAACUGUGAAGGAAGAAGGCGAGCAGAAGCUACAUGAUGUAGUUUUUGCGAAAACCAAACAGUGGGAGAAGAUAAAGGCCGAGUUGGAAGAAAAGUUGCUUGAAUUUGACCAUGAGCUCAUAAGGGCUGGUGCUGAGAAUGAUGCACUCUCAAGAUCACUCCAAGAGCGGGCAGAUUUGUUGAUGAAAAUUGAUGAGGAAAAGGCUCAAGCAGAAGCUGAAAUUGAAGUCUUGAAAAGCACAAUUCAGUCAGGUGAAAGGGAAAUAAAUUCGCUGAAGUAUGAAGUACAUGUUGUCACCAAAGAGCUUGAAAUCCGCAAUGAAGAAAAGAACAUGAGUGUGCGCUCAGCUGAUGUAGCAACUAAACAGCACCUGGAGGAUGUUAAGAAAAUCACGAAGCUGGAAGCUGAAUGCCAGAGAUUGCGUGGUCUUGUUCGGAAAAAGUUACCAGGCCCUGCUGCAUUAGCUCAGAUGAAAAUGGAAGUGGAGAGCCUGGGAAUGGGCAGAGAUUAUGGAGACAACAGAUUGCGACGAUCCCCUGCAAAGAAUAAUAGCUUCCAUCGUCCUAUGUCCCCUAUGUCUCCAGGUCCUGAUUAUGCUUUUGAUAACCUGCAACACAUGCAGAAGGAGAAUGAGUUUCUGACUGCACGUUUGUUAACAAUGGAAGAAGAAACCAAGAUGCUGAAAGAGGCAUUGACAAAACGGAACAGUGAGCUACAAACUUCAAGAACCAUGUACGCUAAGAUAGCAGGCAAGCUUCGCACCUUGGAAGUUCAAAUGGUGACUGGUAACCAACGUAAGAGUCCAUCAAACCCAAACAUGGAUAUCCACUUUGAUGGUGCACAUAGUCAAAAUGGAAGCAAUCCACCUAGUAUGACUUCAAUGUCCGAAGAUGGUGUUGAUGAUGAAGGCAGUUGUACUGAGUCUUGGGCCAAUGCUCUGGUAUCUGAGCUCUCACACAUCAAGAAAGAUAAAGUAGCUAAGAGCAGUGUGACUGAUGGCUCCAAUCGGUUGGAACUGAUGGAUGACUUCCUAGAGAUGGAGAGACUAGCUUGUUUGCCUUCUGAAGCCAAUGGCCAUGACAACACUGUUGAGAAAAUAAAGGUCGUUGAUGCUGAGGCUGCUGUAUCUGGUCUUACUGAGAGUGAUGGUGUUAAAGAUUUGCAAUCAGUACCAUUGCCUGGAACUCCAUCUAGUAAACAGCAGCUGUCCGAGGGAUCUCCACUCUUGAAACUGCAGUCCAGAUUAUCUUCCUUGCUGGACUCUGAAUCACCACAGAACAAUGCUGGGAAGGUACUAAACAGUAUCAGAAAUAUUCUUAAGGAUAUUGAGGAAGAGGCAGAUUUAAUGAAUGCAAGCAAGAUGGUUGAAGUUUCUGAAAGUGAAUCAUUAAUGAACCAAGGCAAGAGGUUGAGCAUUGGGAGUAAGCAUUCCAUGGAUCAAGAAGUUAUAAAUGCAGUCUUGAAGAUUCAAGACUUCGUCAAGUCACUUGAUCAAGAAAUGUCCAAGCAGCAAAGACAGUCUUCUGAUUGUGAUGGGCUUUGUGAGAAAAUUCAGCAGUUCUCUGCGCUAGUUGAGAAAGUUCUAUCAAAUGAAAAUGUCAUAAAUGACAUCAUUUUGACCCUAUCUCACAUCUUGUCAGAAACUAGUGAGAUCAAGUUCACAAUGUUGAGAGACAGCACCAAUGAAGCAGACAGUAAUAACUUGGAUUAUGUUGACAAAGUGACACUACUUGAAAAUAAAGUGCAGCCCCAUUCAUCUUCUGGCCCUUGCCCACUUAUUCCUCAUCCAUCUUCUCAUCCUGAGAUUGUGGGGCCUAAUGAUGCUGGAUUCGAUGUUAAGACUGCAGUGCAGAUGUGCUCACUGGAGGACUACGAGCAACUUAAAUCUGAGAAGAUUAAUCUGGAAACAGAAUUAGUGAGAUGCAGUGAAACGAUAGAAGAUACAAAGUGUAGAUUUAGUGAGAUGGAGAAAAACCUGGAAGAGCUUACAUCCAAGUUGUCUGCCAGUGAGAAUUCAAACAGCUUGGCUGAGACACAGUUGAAGUGUAUGGUUGAAUCCUACAAGAUUCUUGAAUCAAGGAAAGUUGAAUUAGAAAAGGAAAUAGAAGUGUUGCAGUCCAAAAUAGAGAUUUUAACAGCUGAACUCGGUGAUGAAAGACAAAGUCAUCAGGAUGACUUAGCCAGAUACAAAGAUCUCGAAGAGAAGAUGGAAAGGUAUGAAAACGAGCAGAGUUCAAUGCCUGUGGACGAGGUUGAUGAUACCAAAACCAAACAGGAUGUAGAAAUAGCGGCUGCAGCAGAAAAGCUUGCAGAGUGCCAGGAGACCAUGAUGAUUCUUGGUCGUCAACUGCAAGCCAUGCGUCCUCCAGCAGAGUCAAUGGGUGCCUCGCCAACCCGGCAACGAAUGGAGGACUUCUUGCAAGACGCGGCAGGAACAACCGAAGGAGGCGAGUAUGCCCAGAAACCAUCUGGCCAUCAUGAUACAGACCAGGAAAUGCUGGAGUCAGGGAAUGUGUCUCCCCUCAACGGAUACAAGACCCAUAUGACCCCUUCUGAUGUGGACGGAAGCCCUUCCCUUUCAAUGAACAGUUCCAAGCGCCCAAAGCAUAGGUCGCGAUCCUCAUCCUCUUCCUCGUUUGCUAACCAGUUGCCCGAGAAACAAAGCCGGGGCUUUAGUCGGUUCUUCGCCAAGGGCAAAGAGUGAACAUUAGCUGGAUUGCAAGAUUCUGUGAUGUUGGCUUGUUGAUUCUUUACGGCGAAUGGAUCGAUGACGGAUGAACGCGGAUCAUGGGUUUCUAUAGGGCUACUCGGCGAACCUGCUUGUGUAUUAUUUUGAGGUGAUGCCUCCAGUGGUUCAGUUGCUGGAGUAAUACUUGCCUUGCAGUCGAGCGGUUAUGACCAGGUUGUGUGUGUGUGAGAGAGAGAGAGUGUGUGUGUGUGUUAGCUGUCUUUAUCUUCUGCUAGAGUUUUUUCUGGGUUGCUGUUUGUCUGAAACCUCACUAAAACCUCACUGUACAUGUGCUUACCUGCAUGAAGAAGAGAGCUGCUGUCUGUUUGUGUUUCA